CACACUCACAUGAGACGCAGACCUUCACAAUAAAACAGGAAACGAGAACUCUACACCAAAACGCAGACCUGACACUGAGAGACAGACAGACAGAAUGACACAUGGAACCUGAACUAAACUAAACGUGAGAUACAACCGAGAACAAAAUCCUUAAACAUGACAUAAAACAAAACACUGACAACAUUAAAUCAUAACAUAACUCAUCUGUGAAUUAUAAUAAAAGGUGUUGAUUGCAGCUGACAGUGUCUGCAGACUUUGAUAACUGUGUGACACCCUCGUGGUUAAUCAGAGGGAAAUCUGAGUCAGUGUGGAUUGGGUUGUACAGCUCUCACACAUACAACCUGAACUGCACAUUGUACGUGUGAUGUUCUUCAAAUUUGAACAAAGUAAAAACUAAAAAACUUUGAAGUCACACAAGCCAAUAUUUUAUUCACAAGUUGAACUUUUACUACUUUUAUCCGCAAAAUGAGCUCACUUCAAAUAUUUACCACAGUAUAGCGUCCCCAGGCACCUGAGACGUUUGGCAGAUGGUGAAACUGUUUAUCUUUGUGAGGAGAAAGAAGUGAAAGCAGGUCGAAACCUCAGCACAUGGAUGAUAUCAACCAAAAACAUCCAGCACCAGCAAGUAAAGAUGAGCCAGCGGCGAUCCCUGUGGAAAAGACUUUUCCUGCUAUGAAGCAGCCCAGAAGACGCAAGCGCGCCAACAGGGAGGACAGAAGCUUGAGCUGUGAUCAGUGUGGGAAGACCUUUACUCAGAUUGGUAGCUUACAAUCACAUCAGCUGAUCCACACCGGUGUGAAACCAUUCAGCUGUGAUCAGUGUGGAAAGACCUUUACUCAGAUUGGUCACUUGAAAUCACAUCAGCUGAUCCACACUGGUGUGAAACCAUUCAGCUGUGAUCAGUGUGGAAAGUCUUUUACUCAGAUUGGUAGCUUGAAAUCACAUCAGCUGAUCCACACCGGUGUGAAACCAUUCAGCUGUGAUCAGUGUGGAAAGUCUUUUACUCAGAUUGGUAGCUUGAAAUCACAUCAGCUGAUCCACACUGGUGUGAAACCAUUCAGCUGCGAUCAGUGUGGAAAGACCUUUACUCAGAUUGGUAACUUGAAAUCACAUCAGCGGAUCCACACCGGUGUGAAACCAUUCAGCUGCGAUCAGUGUGGAAAGACCUUUACUCAGAUUUGUAACAUGAAAUCACAUCAGCUGAUCCACACCGGUGUGAAACCAUUCAGCUGUCAUCAGUGUGGAAAGACCUUUACUCAUAGAUCCAGCUUAAAAGAACAUCAGGUUGUCCACAGCGAAGUUAAACCAUUCAGCUGUCAUCAGUGUGGAAAGACCUUUACUCAUAGAUCCAGCUUAAAACAACAUCAGGUCGUCCACACUGAAUUUAAAGCUUUCAACUGUGAUCAGUGUGGAAAGUCUUUUACUCAGAUAGGUAGCUUAAAAUCACAUCAGCUGAUCCACACCGGUGUGAAACCAUUCAGCUGUGAUCAGUGUGGAAAGACCUUUACUCAUAUGUGUAACUUGAAAUCACAUCAGCUGAUCCACACCGGUGUGAAACCAUUCAGCUGUGAUCAGUGUGGAAAGUCUUUUACUCAUGUUGGUAGCUUGAAAUCACAUCAGCUGAUCCACAGCGGUGUGAAACCAUUCAGCUGUGAUCAGUGUGGAAAGUCUUUUACUCAGAAUGGUAACUUGAAAUCACAUCAGCUGAUCCACACCGGUGUGAAACCAUUCAGCUGUGAUCAGUGUGGAAAGUCUUUUACUCAGAUUGGUACCUUGAAAUCACAUCAGCUGAUCCACACCGGUGUGAAACCAUUCGAAACCUCAGCACAUGGAUGAUAUCAACCAAAAACAUCCAGCACCAGCAAGUAAAGAUGAGCCAGCGGCGAUCCCUGUGGAAAAGACUUCCUGCUAUGAAGCAGCCCAGAAAACGCAAGCGCGCCAACAGGGAGGACAGAAGCUUGAGCUGUGAUCAGUGUGGGAAGACCUUUACUCAGAUUGGUAGCUUGAAAUCACAUCAGCUGAUCCACACCGGUGUGAAACCAUUCAGUUGUGAUCAGUGUGGAAAGACCUUUACUCAUAGAUGCAGCUUAAAAGCACAUCAGGUCGUCCACACUGAAUUUAAAGCUUUCAACUGUGAUCAGUGUGGAAAGUCUUUUACUGGAAUUGAUAGGUUAAAAAUCCAUCAGCUCAUCCACAGUGGAGAUAAACCUUUCAGCUGUGAGCCAUUGCGGAAAAUUCUUCACUGACAUGUGUCACUUAAAAUCACAUCAGCUCAUCACUCUGGUACUAAACAAUUUGUAUGUGGUCACUGUGGAAAGACUUAAACUCAAAAGAAGGGCUUAAAAUCACAUCAGCUCAUCCACUAUGGAGUUAAAUCAUUUGUAUGUGGUCAGUGUGGAAAGUCUUUCAUCCAUAACAAACGUCUAUUGAGGCAUCAAAAGACCCACAAAUGUCCUCCUGUGAGAAAAGGGGCAGACCAAUGGGAGAUUACCCUGACAGGGUUCAUUUGAACACAGUGGGAGAAACAGGGGAUCUGAACAAAAAUUCUUCUGGAUGCUGCAUCAAACUUGAAAAGCUUGAGAUCAGGCUUCACAGAAUCGCAGCCUGUGUUCCAUUUUGUUUCAUGCAUUUAAUUGACUGGUGCAUCUUUGUUGUCUUAUAUUUUGGCCAAAGUUUAGCAAGUUAAACUUCACUGGCUGUGUCCACAAACAGCAUACAGACUUAACAUUACUCCCAUCUUCUGAUAACAAGAAAAAGCAAAAUGUCAGAACAGUUCACCUUCUGGGUCAAACUAUCAGACCCGUUACUGUUUAUUUGGCGGUUCAUUGUGAGGUAAUUAUCAGUGUCAGUGCUGUGCCACUUCUGUUGCAGCUUACCAUUGUGCAGUGUGUUUUCAAUGGUCCCUGUUGUCUUACAGGAUGUGAGUCUGUUUUGCUUCAUGAAGAGACAAACCUCAUUUUUUUUAUGUUGCACUGAAAAUAUUAUUACUGUAAGUCGUAAAUGUGUGUCAUUUAACCAGGCAAUAUGUAAAAACAUUUACUUUAUCCUAUGAAUAAUAAAAUGUAUUGAGAUGUAA
Oreochromis niloticus (Nile tilapia) is the source of this 3076-nucleotide messenger RNA. Its product is annotated as gastrula zinc finger protein XlCGF26.1. The transcript is spliced from 2 exons. The coding region runs from base 589 to 1836 and encodes 415 amino acids. Gene Ontology annotation, molecular function: DNA-binding transcription factor activity; RNA polymerase II cis-regulatory region sequence-specific DNA binding. Lineage: Eukaryota; Metazoa; Chordata; Actinopteri; Cichliformes; Cichlidae. Gene Ontology annotation, biological process: regulation of transcription by RNA polymerase II. The record is from RefSeq and is a predicted model, not a curated record.